Messenger RNA from Perca fluviatilis (European perch), 4613 nucleotides. RefSeq names its product NACHT, LRR and PYD domains-containing protein 1b allele 3-like. Bases 1088 to 2431 code for a protein of 447 amino acids. The record is from RefSeq and is a predicted model, not a curated record. Gene Ontology annotation, biological process: regulation of apoptotic process. NCBI's taxonomy places the organism in Eukaryota, Metazoa, Chordata, Actinopteri, Perciformes, Percidae. The transcript has 5 exons.
AAAAAAAAAAGUCAUUUCCGGUGGAGUCACAAAGUGAGCCUGGAGGGGAUCAUAAUUUCAUUGAACAAAUGUUGCCACAUGUUCCUGCUGAGCACGACUCAUCUGAAAGCCCUCUGUCUUAUUAUUUAAUAAAGUAUCCUUAUUCUGAUUCUGACAUUAAACAGUCUGUAGAUUUAUCUACCAAAAGUAAAAAAGGCAGCAACUUUCUUCCUAAUACUGCACACUCAAUGAGAAACAGCUUCACAGGAGCAAAUAGCUCACCAGACAUUACUUUAAAACAAAUCUCUGUGGAACUUGGCAGUGAUUCUCCAAAUAUCCCUGUCUACACUUAUUAUUAUGAUUAUGUGGGCGCAGCACUUAAAUGUUGGUCUGACAUAGACUUUAACCUGCAUUUACCUGAUCGUCAUCCUAUCCAGACAGGAAGGGACUUUGGCACAGAUCCAAAACCUGAGUGUUACUCUUCACUGAGCCGCAAUCAUAAAACUGGGCAGCCUCCCCGUCGUCCCGACCGACAGUCCUCUUUGAUUAAUGAACCCUGGAAGAGAAAAUCCAGAGGCAUGAUUUUUAGAAGACAGAAGAUAAAUAAGACAAGUCCCUUUAGUAUUCCUUUUACCACUGAUGAUCCCCAUAGCUUAUUUUCUACGACUGAUUCCUCUGACUACAAGUUAGGUCGACCUCCACCUGGUUCCCUCACAGAAAAAGAAAUAAUAAAAAAUGAAGCAGCUUCUACGUCAGGAGUCAGUCAGGAUAAUACCAGGGAAAUGGAGCUGCAUGCAACACCUGGUCCUUCCACCCUUCAGUACCUCACCAACCCCUCAGUUCAUGUGCUUGGACAGACAAAAUUCUGUCCAAACAAAAAGAAAGAGAUGAUGGUGGACCCAGCUUCACUAACUCCUGUUCUACUGUCAGUAUACCGACCUGCUCUCAGUCCAUAGCCCCAAAUGUUGCUGCCCCUCCAUGUCCACAAGUCAGACCAGCAGUCCUCCAGGCCUCAACUGUCUGCACUGAAAGAAGUAGAACACAAGAUGCAUUUCAGUUUUCGCCUUUGCAUUCUGAAAGCCAACCAAUAGUUGUCAGUGAUGCUCCGAUGGAAAUAGAGGCACCUGUUACAGCUGUGAACUACUCAGUCACAAACACCCUGCCAGCCCAUUCUCUCCUCCAGAUCUUCUCCUCAGAUCCUGGUUGGAGUAGAAGAGACUCCAGCUGCCUGCCUCGUUCUCCCAGCAUGCCUUCACUGAGUCAAAUAACCUCUGAAAAGAACAAGACCUUAACACGAGUUGAAAGCUUACCUGAGAUUCUGUUAAAAACCAGCUUUGAGGAGUUUACACCUGAUAUCACUGCUGAUGAAAGCGAUGAAACCUACAGGUUCCAGUGCUCCUGCCCAGGCCUGUACCAGUGCAGUGUGACCGGCCUGGUGUUCCACAUGGAGGGAGAAGGGGACGUGGUCUACAGGAUUGUCCCUUGGAACAGGAGGCUACUGGCCCAGCAUCACAAGAAGCCUGCAGGACCCCUGUUUGACAUCAAAUGUCUGCAGCAGUCGGUGUGUCAGCUUCAUCUCCCACACUGUGAGAUCCGCUCCACAGGUGGAUGUGAUUUCUUGUCAGUUGCUCAUGUGAACGAUGAGGGCAUUGAGUUUAUCAGCCCUCAUAGGAUAACAGAAACUCAUGUUAUUAUAAACAUCACAGGGUUUUCUGGUUUCGGUAAUGUCAAGGAUGAAGAUUCACCACCUGACCCGGUCCGAGCGCUGGUUCUGCUGUUCUACAGGCCCCCAGCUGAUCCUGAUCUUAGAUCCCUCCUCAAUGUGUUGUUGCUACCGAGGAACGUUGUUCUCCAGGAUGUGCAGCGCAUCAGGAAGAAGUUAGUUGGAGAUGAGAACUACAUAGAGACAUCCCCACACUGUAAACUGUACCCAUAUCAGGAAUACUCUCUGUCCACUUGUCCUGAAGACGACUCAGUUCUAGUUCAACCAACAGAAGCAGAGUUUGACUGUGACAACUAUGACAACUUCUUCCCAUCAUUCCAGGUGAGCUUAGAAACAAUAAUGAAACACAUUAAGCUGUUUUUGAGGGACACCAACAGCUCCCACAGUGUCUGGGAAAGACGAGUUUGUCUAUCAUCCACCGGAGUAAGAAGGUCCUGUGGGCCGAGCGCUGUGAAUCUCCGUCCUGAUGACAGGCUGUUGGACAUACGGAGCAGCUUCAUCGAUGGGAUAUCAGGACCUGUUCUCAAAAGUCUGCUGGACAAACUGUUGGAGAAAAAGGUGAUGGCUGAUUCUGAGAGGGAGUCAGUGGACUCGAUGAAAAACACAAGAGACAAAGCUCGUUUUGUUGUCGACACAGUGAGGAAGAAAGGUGAAGCUGCUAGUUCAGAGAUGAUUGAGUUCCUCUGUGAGGCCGACCCGUUUCUCUGUGAACAUCUUGGGUUGAUCUGAAGCUAAAUGAACAGAUCCUGUGAAACAUAAUGAUUUAAAUCAUUAUCCUACACUUCUCGUCCAGACACUUCUCAAGGCUCCACCUGCAAAGAAACUGAUGUUAUGAAAAGGUGCAUGUAUAGAUUUAGCGCACUUGUUUUCCCAAAAGUCUUUACCUUCCAUAUUGUAUUGUGUGAGUAAUCAUUUUUAUUCUUCUUCUGUAAUUUGACUCUGGAGGAUCAACACUGUCAGCCUGAACCAAACAGUCAACUAUAACUGGUGAAGUAUCUCCAUCUACUGGACAUUUGAUGCAUAAACCCAAUGUGACUCAUGCAGAAGAUGGUUCCACAAUCUCUGCAUCCAGUGACAACAAUGCUGCAUUUGAUUUAGAUGAUCCAUCUGGAGGGACCAUGUGUUAUGCGUGGCUCACUGGGACAACUACUUUAUUAUUAUAUUACACUUGUCCUGCUAUGAGAUGUCAAAAUGUGACUGUAAGAAAGGUUUUUGUUAUUUCACAACACUACAUGACAUAGUACAUAUGGUAAUUUGAUAUGUUUAACUUAUUUACUCCCUCUCCGUUUUAUUUAGCUGCUAUGAGAUGUGAAUUUGUCAAUUAAAAACGUAUCACUUAAAUAGAUUUUUAUCUGUUAUUCAUUCCAUUUGUGCCUGUGUUGUUAUUUGACAUGUUGCUAUUAGAGUAUUUUGUAUUAUUCUCUCUUCUUUUUGCAUUCAAGAGUAUAUAAUAUUAUUAUUGAUAAUCAACUGUGUUUAUAACACACUUGUAGAAUUGUGUUUUAAAAUCCAAAAUAACUUUAUACUUUAAAAGAAUUUAAAGGAACACGCAGACUUAUUGGGACUUAAGCUUAUUCACCGUAUCCCCCAGAGUUAGAUAAAUCCAUGGUGUUAUUUUGUCACUUAUAUCCAUCUAGCAGUAGGCUAGAUGGAAAGGUAGGAUAAGCUAAAGUCUCAAUAAGUCAGUGUGUUCCUUAAAAUUGUUCACACGGGGGGGAGACAAACAGGAUUUUGUUUUGAUAAGUGGGGGGAACAUGUCCCCACCUCUAUGUGUUGUUUCUACAGAGGAACUGUAAUGUCUUUUUUUUCUUCUUCUUUUUGGAUUAAUUGCGUUAACUGUAAAAUGUUAAUAUGAUUUGUAUUUUUCAAAUGUUGUGUAAUCUCUGUGUGUGUAUGGUGUGUCAUGUGAUGUCGUAAAUUGUAUUGUCACACGACAGAUUGUAGGACCCCAGGAAGAAUAGCUUUUAGCUAAUGCUGAAGCUAAUGGGGAUCCAAAUAAAACAAACAAACAAACAAACUUGAUACAGAGCUUAUGAAAAGGUGCAUGUAUAGAUUUAGAGGACUUGUUUUUCUAAAAGUCUUUGCCAUCCUUAUUGUAUGUAUGAGUAAACAUUUAACUUUUUAUUCUCCUUCUGUAUUUUGACUCUGGAGGAUUAACACUGUCAGCCUCACAAUAUUUGCUGGCCCUUUAAAAAAGGGCGAUGUGACUGGAAAGUCUGCAUACCUAAAUCAUGUCACUCUUCAGUCUCGGCAUCAGCAAAGCACAUUGGAGCUUCAUUUAAGUAAAACAAAAGAGUUCUCCCCUCACAUGUCAUAAUUACUAUCCACCCACUUUAAACUUGUAGGCAGGUAGAAAAACCUGUUACACAAUGUGGAGGGUGUGGAGACAAAACGUAAUCACUGUAGAAACACAAUGACAGAGAACGUCCGUGUUUGAUAAAGAAGGGCUCAACAUUCAUCGCGGUAUUUAGAAUAUAAAAAGUUUGAAGAAUCAAGUAAUAACACACAGCUUGUGUGUUCAUCCAGCCACAACACUGGGUAUGUGAGCAAGUGAAACACUGAGGAGCCAAAAAGAAUAGAGUGGAUGAACAAUUAAAAUAAAACAUCUUGUACUAGCCUAUUAGAUGUCAAAAAAGGGGAGUGAAGUUCAUCUGCAACUGAAGAAGGAAGUCAAAAUCCGGAAAAAGGAAUAACCAAAAUGAACACAGAGGUCUUCCGAAGUGUCCAGAAAGUCAGACUUUUGACAGACACAAACACAGAGAUCUCCUGACUUCUGUUGCUCAUUGAGCUCCACUGACUCUGAUCGUGACCUUCGUGAACGCAGCAAAAUGGCGUCAGCUGUGAAACAUGAAAGAAGAGAAAGAGAAGAAUCAGGUUUCAGCAGAGCAGCCAGAAGUAUCAGGAGAGCCCU